AUGGAGAACCAAGAGCUUUUAGUGAAUGAAAAUGCCUGUGUCGAAUGUGAAGGUUCGGUCACAUUUGGAAAUGCAAUUCAGAAACAAGAGCAUUAUAUGCAAUUCCACCCGGAUAUACAAACUUCUGCUAAGAAUGAGAAACGAAAGAAGAAAGCUGAUAAAGAUAAGGCUUGCAAUUUGUGCACAAGAAUGUUUACCUCUGCUGAAUCACUUGAAAGGGUGCAAAUAAGCUGCUUUCCGUUUGCUGUGCUUGGUGUUGAUUCAUCUGGACACGCAUGGUCUCCAACAAACCAACCAAUCCAGCUGCUCAUUGAGACUGACUCAAGGAUUUUCAUUUCUACUACAUCCAAGUUUCCUCAUCAGCUUGGACCCCUUCAAGUGAUUCUGAUAAUCAAUUUCAGUAGUAAACUUCUUCUUGCAUUUAGGCUUGGUGCACACCGUGUGAAAUCGACCUCGAUGAUGCUUCUGGUGGUUGAACAAAUCACCAACAGAGAUUUUCAGUCCUUUCUCUCUCAAGUGGUCUCGCCGUUGCAAACAACUUUCAGAUUUGGUGUUGCAAAGCGAAGAGGAGCUGCUUCAAUAUUUGGUCAAUCAGUGGUUUGGGAAAGCUCUAUGCUCUUGGAAUUUUGGAUGAUUUUGUGUAUCAAAGGCAUGGGCCAGAUUCUUGUGAACAGGUUGAAUUGGGUACUUAUCCCUUCUGUGAAUGGUAAUUUGUGUUUCUAUUGGAUGUGUACUGCAAGUCUCUUGCCUGGUGAAUUACUUCUAAGCGAUCUCAUUCUGGAACUCGUGUCCAUACUUCCUCAAGAUUGA
This is a messenger RNA of Prunus armeniaca (apricot), 810 nucleotides long. The record is from the annotation of a GenBank genome assembly. Lineage: Eukaryota; Viridiplantae; Streptophyta; Magnoliopsida; Rosales; Rosaceae.